AUGCGCCCCGACUCGUCCUCCCACGAAGCCCUCUCCUCCGUCAACUCGGCCCCGGCGUGUUCGCCCACCUCCGACUCGGAAAACCUCAGCCCCGACGAACUGGAGCUGCUGGCAAAGCUGGAGGAGCAAAAUCGGCUACUGGAGGCCGACUCCAAGUCGAUGCGCUCCAUGAACGGCUCACGAAGGAACAGCGGCUCAUCCUUGGUCUCCAGCUCUUCGGCCUCCUCCAACCUCAGCCACCUCGAGGAGGACACCUGGAUCCUCUGGGGCCGCAUCGUCAACGAGUGGGACGAGUGGCGGAAGAAGAAGGAGAAGCUGCUGAAGGAGCUCAUCCGCAAAGGGAUCCCCCACCACUUCCGUGCCAUCGUCUGGCAGCUGCUCUGCAGUGCCACCGACAUGCCUGUCAAAAACCAAUACUCGGAGCUGCUCAAGAUGUCCUCUCCCUGCGAGAAGCUCAUCCGACGGGAUAUCGCCCGCACUUACCCGGAGCACGAGUUCUUCAAGGGACAGGACAGCCUGGGCCAGGAGGUGCUCUUCAACGUCAUGAAGGCCUAUUCGCUGGUGGACCGGGAGGUCGGAUACUGCCAGGGUAGCGCCUUCAUCGUGGGACUGCUGCUCAUGCAGAUGCCCGAGGAAGAGGCCUUCUGUGUGUUCGUGAGGCUGAUGCAGGAAUACCGCUUACGGGAGCUCUUCAAACCCAGCAUGGCCGAGCUGGGGCUCUGCAUCUACCAGUUCGAGUACAUGCUGCAGGAGCAGCUGCCAGAGCUGAACAUCCACUUCCGCUCGCAGAGCUUCCUCACCUCCAUGUAUGCCUCGUCCUGGUUCCUCACCCUCUUCCUCACCACCUUCCCCCUUCCCGUGGCCACGCGCGUCUUCGACAUCUUCAUGUACGAGGGGCUGGAGAUCGUCUUCCGCGUGGGGAUGGCACUGCUGCAGUUCAACCAGGCUGAGCUCGUUCAGCUCGACAUGGAGGGCAUGUCCCAGUACUUCCAGAAGGUGAUCCCACACCAGUUCGACAGUUGCCCCGACAAGCUCAUCCUCAGGGCCUUCCAGGUCAAGUACAACCCCAAGAAGAUGAAGAGACUGGAGAAGGAGUACGCCGCCAUCAAGAACAAAGAGAUGGAGGAGCAGAUCGAGAUCAAGUGCCACGCUGUGGGGGAGAACCGGGCGCGCCGCGCCAUGGUGGUGACGCAUCCCCGCUGUCCCCAGGGCCAGGUGACACGGGCGCAGGAGGCGGAGGAGAACUACAUCAUCAAGCGGGAGCUGGCGGGGGGGAAGCAACGCUGCACCUCGGCCACCGAGAACCU
Molecule: messenger RNA, 1307 nt
Organism: Pygoscelis adeliae (Adelie penguin)
Lineage: Eukaryota; Metazoa; Chordata; Aves; Sphenisciformes; Spheniscidae
Product: EVI5-like protein
Exons: 11
Source: RefSeq, a predicted model, not a curated record